This is a messenger RNA of Myotis lucifugus (little brown bat), 3509 nucleotides long. It is a transcript of the gene LYPD6, whose product is annotated as LY6/PLAUR domain containing 6. Gene Ontology annotation, molecular function: acetylcholine receptor inhibitor activity. Bases 236 to 751 code for a protein of 171 amino acids. Gene Ontology annotation, biological process: positive regulation of canonical Wnt signaling pathway. The transcript is spliced from 6 exons. The record is from RefSeq and is a predicted model, not a curated record. NCBI's taxonomy places the organism in Eukaryota, Metazoa, Chordata, Mammalia, Chiroptera, Vespertilionidae.
CCGGCCGCGCGCUGGCGGGGCUCCGCAUUGCACACUCCGUGGGCGCCGCAGUGAUCGUGGGAUGGGGCAGCGGGCUGCCGCUGGCGGCCGGAAUCCGCACGCAGCCCGGAAUGUAACAAGUAAUCCAUUGGAAUAAAACCAGCAGUUGAGUAACUCAUGCAAAGGUGCCAGUGCUCUCCCGUGGUCCCGAGUCCCCGCUCCAGGGCGCCCUGUAUGAGUGACGCCUGGGCCUGCCAUGGAGCCUGGCCCUGCCCUGGCCUGGCUCCUGCUGCUGAGCCUGCUGGCUGAUUGUCUGAAAGCUGCACAGUCCCGAGACUUCACAGUGAAAGACAUUAUCUACCUCCACCCUUCAACCACACCAUAUCCUGGUGGAUUUAAGUGUUUCACCUGUGAAAAGGCAGCGGACAAUUAUGAGUGCAACCGGUGGGCUCCAGACAUCUACUGUCCUCGAGAGACCAGAUACUGCUACACUCAGCACACGAUGGAAGUCACGGGAAACAGCAUCUCUGUCACCAAACGCUGCGUCCCGCUGGAAGAGUGCUUGUCCACUGGCUGCAGAGACUCCGGGCAUGAAGGCCACAAGGUCUGCACUUCCUGUUGUGAAGGAAAUAUCUGUAACUUGCCGCUCCCCCGAAAUGAAACUGAUGCCACAUUUGCCACAACGUCACCCAUAAACCAGACAAAUGGGCAGCCACACUGCGUGUCAGUGAUAGUGUCCUGCUUGUGGGUGUGGCUGGGACUCACCUUAUAGCAGCUCAAAGGCGCGAUGUGUGGUGGCAAUCUGAGGGGAUCUCGACGGCCCGCAGUCAUGCAUGAGUCAUUGGCCGGGCAACAGUACACACGUGAAACCACAGCACUCAAGGAUGUCUUCCUAGUCAAGCAUCUCCACUUCCCGUGAGGAACAAGCAUUGCUUCAGUCCAAGACCUUAUCAAAGCCAGCCUGCCCCUAAAAUAGACUGAGUUCUAUACCACAGACCUUUGUUUUCACCCCAAGAAAUAGUUCUGCAUUUAUUGAGUUCUGGCUCUUAAUUUGGAAGACAUGCAUGGGCCACAGGAGAUCCUGGGCCCCUCUGAGAUGUUAGGCAACGUGAGUAGUUGUGCAUUUUUCAGGAGAAAGUUAAAGGACUGUUGGUUUAAGUAUAACCAUGAAUUCACAGCUCUAGAAUUUUAAAAUUUUAAUUGCAAAAUGAAUGGACUGUUUCCUCGGAGAUUUCUACUGAGUCCCUAGAAAAGAAGUGAACAAUUUGUCCAAUUUAUGUUUCCAACAUUCUUCUCCCAAUGGCGGGGAUCAUAUUCCCUCUGCUCUGUGUGGGAGAUAAAAAGGCAAUCAUAAAAGUUUGCUGUAUGGGGAGGAGGGCUAGAAAAGGAUUUUUCCUAAUUUAAUGGAAUUUGCAUCCGUAAAGUGGGCAUUUAUCCCUUCGUAUCAUUGGGGAGAUUGGCUUGACUUAGCACCUUGUUAUGCUCCACGCGAUCCUGGUUCUUCCUGGAAUGAUGGGUGUCCCACAGCAGGAUGGGGUGUUCUCUCCGGGCACGGGGUUCUAUUCAGACACAGCUAAUUGAGGCAGAGAGAGGCCUUUAAAAUGAAAGGAGGGAGAAUGUCUGGAGGUUGGUCCUCGUUCACUCUGAGGAUCCAGUGAGUGGCUCAGCCAGAUCUUCCUCCAUCAGCAAGUCAUGCUUCCCAAGAGCUCUCCCCGUUCUUCCUCCUUUCAAAUCCCCAGUGACUUGAGGGGGAAGGUUCUACAUUGAAUUGUCUGGAGAUUCAUAGGGAAAGAAGACAUCAUAUCCUAGGAUGAGAAGUAGGUGAACCAGUGGGAUGGUAGUGAGACUAGUAAGGAGACCUAGUGGGAAGUUUUUAUUUCUUUUAGCUGAUUGCUUUUGAGGUAGACACUAAAAACUUCACCAUCCUUCCUAUAUUUUUGGCACCCCAAGUUACAAUUUUUUCUUCUUCCUUGUAAAUCAUUUAUACAAUAUUUAUUUUUGUAUGGCAUAACUAGAAGCUAAAGUAUAUUGUAAAAGAUUCUUUAUUCUGAACAGAAUGAUCAAAUCAGAAUACCUAUUUUUCAACAGUGGUAGAGCUUGUAAUAUAUGUGUUGAACAUUAUCUAUAAUACUUGCACCAGUGUUGAAAAGAGCUACUUAUGUUGUGACCAAGAGUAACAUGUUGGCUUUGAGGUUUUGUGUUUGUUCCUGGUUUCCUCAGUGUUGUGGUUCCAGAAGUAUUCGGGUGGUGACCAUCACUGGUAUGCAUUUCUCUGCAGGGUUGUGGGGGCGUAUUUGCAUGAAAUUUGGUGGAGCCAUUGCGGAUAAAGUUGUCAGAGUCCGUCUGCUCUGCACAGGAAAAUGUUUCUGGCUCAUAAAAUGAGACCUCCUCAGGGACCAAUAUGAACUGACAGUGGUUAACUCUGAUACACAAUAAUCUAAAUUGCAUCAAAUGGCCUUAAAUCAGAGUUUGGCAGGUUUAUCAAUAAGUUGCUUAUAAUUGGGGUGGAGGAUUAGAGGGAGAGGGAGCAAGACAUUUAUUAAGCACCUCUUACGUGCCAGGCACUAUGCUAAGCACUUUACAUAAAUUAGAUCAUGUAAUUCCUACAAGAACCAUGUAAGGAAAAUUACUAGUACUUACACUUUAGAGAUGAAGGUACUGUGAUUCUAAGAAGCUCAAUAAGAUGAAGCCCUUUCCUUCUGAUUUGGGACAGACGGGAUGAGGAGGGAUUGAAGAGGAAGGGAGGGUGGAAUUGCCACCCUUAGGAAAACUUGCAGGCCUGACUUCAUGGGAAUUGGCCAUCUUACCAUGCAUAGUUUGUCUAGUCCUGCCUCUGCAGGGUGCCAUUUGCAUGUGUUCCCAGAUGUUUUUUCUUUGUGGGGGUGAAGGGAUGGUUUUCUCAUUCACUCCUCUUGCUAAAAGAGGAGACAGGUUGAUCCUACAUAUAAAGAUGCUCUGAGACAAUGAAAAUUGGAUGUUGUACAUAUCUACAUAUACAUUUUGUGCAUGGUCACUCUCCACUGACACCUUCCAAGUACUGCAUGAGAUUUCAAUAGGAGACAAAGUCCAAAAGUUGGUUCUUAAUGAGAAAACAAGCACUCCAAAGCCGCCUGGCUGGUGCGCAGGCCCAGGUCCACAAUGACAUCAUCUGCCACCCACGGGGUCACUGCAAACUCCAAGCAGAUGUGGCUGUGUGCGCCCUGUAUGCCUGUCAGAAUGGCUGGUGUUUUACACUCUCACAAUAAAGUGAUUUGCUUGCCAUCCUCAGCCUCAAGGAGCCACAGAAGGGCCGUUUAUGCGGAAGGCCCAGGACUGAUCAUCCAUCUGACUUUUCUACCCCAUUAAAGCUUCCGUUAAAUCCCAACACUGAUGAUGGCUUGAAGUGCAAAGAGCCAUGAUGUGUAUAUAAACAUAUGUGCCACUUAUUUAUUUUUAGACUCCCCACAGCAUUCAUGUCAAUAUGGGAUAAAUGCCUAAAUUUUGUAAAUAUUGUACAUUUUGUAAAUCAAGGAAUAAAGGUUUUAAGUGUA